Molecule: messenger RNA, 3160 nt
Organism: Lynx canadensis (Canada lynx)
Lineage: Eukaryota; Metazoa; Chordata; Mammalia; Carnivora; Felidae
Gene: TRMT44
Product: tRNA methyltransferase 44 homolog
Exons: 12
Coding region: 22-2298 (758 amino acids)
Biological process (GO): tRNA methylation
Molecular function (GO): tRNA (uridine) methyltransferase activity; metal ion binding
Source: RefSeq, a predicted model, not a curated record
GGAGCUCGGCGCGGUUGGACUAUGGCUGAGGUGGGCCGGGCGGCGGUGCGCGACCCUGGGGAGCUGCUCCCGGGGGGCUUCUGGGAGGCGGUGGCCGUGUGGCUGGAGAAGCCGCAGGUGGCCAACAAGCGGCUGUGUGGCGUCCGCCUGGAGGCCCGGCGGAGGGCCGCCCUGCCCCGGGUGUCGCCCCGCGGCCGCAGGCCCAACGCGGGCCCCGAGCAGGAGGAGCCGGGAGCGGCCGGACGGGGUCCGCGCCCCCCCGAGGGGGGCCCGGGUCGCGGGCCCGAGGAGUCCCGGCACCGGCGCCAGCAAGGGGAGGGCCCCGGGGAAGCAGCCGCGGCGCCCCUGCUCGUAGAGGGCCCCGGGCAGCCCGACAAGGCAGGAGCCGGGGAGGGCGAUUUCUCCGCCUGGGAUCUGGAUUCUCUGUGGGACGAUUUCUCCCGAAGCCUCGCCGGCGGCAGCCACGAGUUGCUGGCCUUCCUCACCGGGGCCCGUGCGGGAUCGCAGCCAGAGGCGCCGAGCGAGCUCGACGUGGUUCUCAGAACCGUCAUCCCGAAAACAAGCCCGCUCUGCCCGCUUGCUGCUCCGAGGAGAGAAGUUGUCGUGCAAGAUGUCCUCCACGGAACUGUAACAUUUUUACCUUUGGAAGAAGAUGACAAAGGGAGCGUAAAGGUUGAGACAGACAACGUGUAUCAAAUCCGGCUGGGUCAGAGCAAAGAAGAAUGGUUCAUAUCUAUUUUAAUUUUCUGUCCAGAAAGAUGGCAUUCAGACGGAACUGUUUAUCCCAAACCUGCCUGGCUGGGGGAAGAGCUGCUGGCCAGGCUGGCCAGGUGGUCUGUGGGGAGCAAGAAAAGUGGGUUUAAAAGCACCCUGUCCCUCAUUUCCAUCAUCGAAUACAGCAAGACUUACCAGGCGCUUAAGGAGAAGCAUAAAGACAUGGUCAAGGUGUGGCCUGAAGUUACUGACCCUGAAAAGUUUGUGUAUGAAGAUGUGGCUAUUGCUGCCUACCUGCUGAUUCUGUGGGAAGAAGAAAGAGCUGAGCUGGGCCUGACAGCCAAGCAGUCCUUUGUUGACCUAGGAUGCGGAAAUGGUCUCCUGGUUCACAUCCUGAGCACCGAGGGGCACCCAGGCAGAGGGAUCGAUGUCCGAAGAAGAAAGAUCUGGGACGUGUAUGGACCGCAGACUUGCUUAGAGGAAGGUGCAAUCACACCCAGCGAUGAGACCCUUUUCCCUGACGUUGACUGGGUAAUUGGUAACCAUUCCGAUGAACUGACACCGUGGAUACCUGUGAUCGCAGCCAGGUCUAGUUACAGCUGCCGUUUCUUUGUCCUUCCCUGCUGCUUCUUUGACUUCGUGGGGAAAUACGCCCGGAGGCAGAGCAGGAAGACUCAGUACCGAGAGUAUCUCGACUUCGUGACCGAGGUGGGGCUGGCCUGCGGGUUCCACGUCCAGGAGGACUGCCUGCGCAUUCCCUCCACCAAAAGGGCCCGCAGCAGCGCUGCAGGGAGCCCUCAGCGAAUCCUCAUUUCCUUCCCAGAAACCGUUUGUCUCAUUGGGAAACGCAGAACAUACCCCCCCACCGGAGAAGCCCUCAUGGAUGAGCAGAGAACCCGGUACAUUAAUAGCAGGCAGGGCUGCCCCGUGAGCCCGCCCGGCCGGGAGCCUCCCCAUCCUCCUCCCCGGGCCGCCGUGGCACGUACGGGUCGCCCCCACGGGCGCCAGGCCCUGGACGCCGGGGCCGCCGAGGAGGGGGCAGAGGCCCGGGCCGCCGGACUCUGGCUGUCUGGAUUUCACCCUAGAGAAAAAGCCGAGCGCGUGAGGAAUUGCGCUGCCCUCCCUCGAGACUUUGUUGACCAGGUGGUUUUGCAAGUGGGACACCUGCUGUUGGAUGCAGAGCGGCCGUGCGCAGGAAGUGCUCCGAGCGGGAGCUUGAAGGCCUGGAACCGAGGAGGAAGCCUCUCCUUGGCGGACGUAGCCAGUGAGCUGGACGGGGAGACCCUGCGGAGGCUGAAGCGGGAAUGUGGAGGCUUGCAGACGCUGCUCAAAAACAACCAUCAGGUGUUUGAAGUUCGGAGCGGGCGAGUUCACCUUCGCGACUGGAGAGAGGAGAGGCUCCGGAAGCAGCGGCAGCCGGAAGCGAAACGCAGACUGCUCUCGGAAGCUUUCAAAACCCGCCUGUGCUGGUUUCUCAGCCACCACCCUGACGGCUGCGCUCUGCCUUCGGACUGCUGCCCGUUUGCCCACGGGCCUGAGGAGCUGCGGCCGGCCCAGACCCCUGGGAGGAAGCAGGUUCCGUGAGCCUCUUCCGCCCUGCAAGUGCAGGCCUGGCGCGGGGGGGGGGGGGGGGGGGGGGGGGGCCUGGGCGCGGGGAGCGCGCCGGCUCCUCCGGGGACAGCAGGCCGAGCUGGCUGGGUGAGCGGCCCCCGGAUUUCCGCCGGAGCGUGGCCUUCCAUGUCACAGACAGUCACGCCGCCACCCCGUCUUGAGUGCUGGGUCUGCGUUGUGAACGAGGUCGCCCCUAACCGUCCGGCACCUUGACCUGGGGAAGAGCGUACGGGAGUUGUUGUCGCAUCUAGCUCUGGAGGUGGGGCAAGUGCCUGGCCGCCCGGCCCUCUCAGGGGCCCCGUCCCGGCUCGCCUGACCCCUCCUGUGUGACGGCCGGCCUGCCCCACGGAGCGCGGCCCUCCUGCCGCCCCCGGCUGCGCUGGAAAUUCAGCUGCCCCGGGGGUCGGUCACCACGCAGGUAUUUUGAAAAAGCUGUAGCACAUGGUUGUGCAGGUUAUUUUUAGUUACAGAGAACAAGAAACGGCCCUCAUUUCUUUGGCUAGGUCGCUCUAGGUGACGUGAAAAAAGAACCCCAAGGAAUACAAAGCAAGGCCAGAAAACAGAAUUAUCACAGAAAGGCAAAAACUGCCCCUGCCCUUCCUUCCCUGGUAGGUUUUCUCCCAAGUGCUGUUAGUAAUUGUUUGUAUUCUGGGAAAAAAAUCCAACGUGUUUGUGUUUAAAAUUAUUUUUGGUUUUACGUGAAAGGCCACAUCGACACACACGGUCCUGCCGCUGACUUUUCGCACAGUGUACGUAUGUACCUUGGUGGCCUUUCGUCGUGUGGGUGUUCGCGGUUCACCUGUGGCAACGACAGUAAAUUCUUCCCUUUCCCUGA